AUGAUUAUUGGAAACAGGCCAAAAUUACGUGAAGACUUGAGUCAUGUUGGUUUCAAGUCGCCACAUGAUUUUCUAGAAAAAAAUACCAAACAUCUCAAAAGAGAACAGGUUAUAGUUUACCGGAUAGGUAUAGAUAUCUAUCUUCAUCGAGAAUCUUCAGGAAUUGAGCUACAGUAAUAAGGGAUAUUUUGGGCAAAAACAAAGUGUACAUGUGCGUUAUGUAUCUGUCUUUAAAGGUCAAAAAGGUAAAUUUUUGUCCGUUUACCUUGCACUGCUCGAAAUUCCAUAUGCGAUCGAACUCAUGAAACAGACAACCGCAAGCACUUUGCAAAUGCAACAUUCCCUACUCCUCGAACUAGAUACAGUGAUGGACGAGGAAUACACUUAA
Messenger RNA from Pocillopora meandrina, 388 nucleotides. Lineage: Eukaryota; Metazoa; Cnidaria; Anthozoa; Scleractinia; Pocilloporidae. The record is from the annotation of a GenBank genome assembly.